Messenger RNA from Salvia hispanica, 2319 nucleotides. RefSeq names its product synaptotagmin-3-like. Lineage: Eukaryota; Viridiplantae; Streptophyta; Magnoliopsida; Lamiales; Lamiaceae. Gene Ontology annotation, cellular component: endoplasmic reticulum. Gene Ontology annotation, molecular function: lipid binding. The record is from RefSeq and is a predicted model, not a curated record.
AAACCGCUUUGUAUUCAGUUGGUUCUUGGUGGUGCGACAUCGUCAUCCAACCUAGGAGGAUUUGUUAGAAUUCAUCAAAAGUUAAAAAUCUACUUCGGAGUGUACGAUGUUAAUGGUUUCUUGUUUUGAUUAUUCGCAAUUUUGAAAAAUCUUGACGUGUAGCGUGAAGGGAAGGCGGUUUGCAGCAAGUUAGUUUCGAAACUUUCAAAACUCGUUCUUGAAAACACUCCCUUUUUAGAUUCUAUCGUGAUCGACUACAGUUCCUCCAAUAAAAUAAAAAUCUUUUCUUGUUUUUCGCUGUUCCAAGUCCCACCUGUAAUUUGUUCUUAUUCCUCCUUUACUUUUCUGGGCUUGUUUGUCCUCGUCUCUAUCUCCCUUGAGCGCUGCCAUUUGCGUAAAAAUAGGAAAAAGAUUGUUUUUUUUUUUUUAUUUUUUUGCAAGAAAGGGGAGAUGGGAUUGUUGAGCAGUUUGUUGGGAAUGAUUGGUUUUGGAAUUGGGCUGCCGAUUGGUCUCUUUAUUGGCUUUUAUUUGUUUGUUUACUCUGAAUCAGAAGAUGUUCAGGAUAUGGAGAGUCAGCCACUCUGUGAGCUCGACCCCGUUGCAUUGGAAGACCUUAUGCCCGAGAUUCCCCUGUGGGUGAAGAGUCCUGACUACGACCGGGUAGAUUGGUUGAACAAAUUUAUAUCAUGUAUGUGGCCUUUCAUGGAGAAGGCAAUCUGCAACUCAAUUAAAAGCACAGCAGAACCGAUUUUUGCAGAGUAUGUUGGGCAAUAUAAGAUAGAAGCCAUCGAGUUCAAGAAUCUAAGCCUUGGCAAUCUUCCACCAACAGUUCAUGGGCUUAAAGUCUCUGAGACGAACGAGAGGGAACUAGUCAUGGAGCCAGCUGUCAGAUGGGCAGGCAAUCCGAAUAUAAUGGUUGCAGUAACUAUUUCAUCCGUUAAAGUGACAAUCCAGUUAGUCGAUUUGCAAGUAUUUGCUAUGCCUCGAGUGACCUUGAAACCUCUCGUGCCUACGAUUCCAUGUUUUGCAAACAUAGUGGUGUCUCUUUUGGAGAAGCCGCAUAUAGACUUCGGGGUGAAGGUCUUGGGAGGCGACGUGAUGUCCAUUCCUGGCCUUUAUCGAUAUGUUCAGGAAAGGAUUAAAAAAGAAGUUGCUAGUCUUUACCUUUGGCCAAAAUCGCUUGAGAUACCGAUGCUUGAUGCUUCAACGGUGGCUGUGAAGAAGCCCGUUGGGAUCCUGCACGUGAGAGUUAUACGUGCAACGAAGCUUCUGAAGAAGGAUCUACUCGGCUUAUCCGAUCCAUAUGUCAAGCUGAACCUCAGCGGAGAGAAGCACCCGUCCAAGAAGACCACAGUCAAGAAAAAGACCUUGAAUCCCGAGUGGAACGAAGAAUUCAAGCUCUCAGUCAAGGAUCCUCAGUCUCAGAUGCUUCACAUAAAUGUCUAUGAUUGGGAUAAGGUAGGCUCACAUGAUAGGCUGGGGAGUCAAGUUUUCCCUCUGAAAACGCUGGUGGCAAACGAGGUGAAGGAGGUCACCCUUGACUUGAUGAAGGACACGAGCAUCUCUGACGCUAACAAGAAGCAGAGAGGACAGCUGUUUCUCGAGCUCACAUACGCUCCUUUUAGAGAAGACAACGACAGUUUCAGUGGGGCUCUCAAUGGCUACAGUAGGAAAGACAGUGUGAUGGAUAGGGCUAUGAGCAACACAAGCACGACGGGCGCUCCUGGCCUACUUCUAGUCACCGUGCAAGGUGCACAUGACGUGGAAGGAUCACGCCACAACAAUCCAUACGUGCUGAUCAUCUUUAGAGGCGAGACAAAGAAAUCAAAGAUGUUGAGGAAGACGAGGAAUCCUAUGUGGAACGAGGAGUUCCAGUUCUUGCUGGAAGAGCCUCCGUUGCAAGACAAGAUUCACGUGAAGGUUAUGAGCAAAAGGACGAGCUUCAGCUUCUACUCUAAGGAAUCUUUAGGGCACGUCGACAUCAACCUUGCGGAUGUAGUGCACAACGGGCGUAUCAACCAGCGGUAUCAUUUGAUCGACUCGAAGAACGGAGUGAUACACAUUGAGUUGAGGUGGAAAACCAUAUGACCAAAGGUUGAUGAGAUGUGUAUGUAGAAAGAUCUUGGAGGUUAAAGUAGUUAUUUGAAUCUUGUGGUUCAAAAGCUUGCCGCCAAAACAAUUCUUUUGUCAACAUAUAAAUUGAAAUGUCAAAAUAAAAUUUAAAACCAUACUGUAAAUACUGUACUUGUGAAUACUAUUAUGUUGAUUGUGGAGCUGCCAACCAACAAUUUUAUAGUAGUGGUAGUAUUUUUUUGUUUC